GCCGAGCUUCAGUCGUCAGUCAGUCGAGCACUCGCUUACGUCUCGCUCGAACGCAUGCCCGCUCAACAAAGUUAUACUCUUCGAUACGCGUUGUGACGUCAAGUGAUGUGAAACUUGUGACAGAAAGACUAAAGUAUCUAAAAGUAUUAUCAAAUUAUUAUAUAGAGAAAUCAAUAAGUCUCAUCUGUGCAUAAGUGGACCUCAAAAGUCGAGGAAGUUUUAUUGCAUCGUUUGUGCCGGCACGCUAAUUGCUGUUUGCCGUAGUUGCGCUAUGGAGUGAGCAAGGCGACGCAAGGUGGGCGCGGACAAUGCGGUGGUUCAGGAAGGGCGAGCCGCCGCGGCUGCUGGCCGUGUCGCCCGACACAGAAACGCGAUCAACUCGUAGAUCCAGAAUCGGUACAGAUAUGUCCCCAGUGCGCUACUCAAACAGAAAAAGUAGCGGCAGCUCGGUGGAAACAAAUUUCUACAAUUUAAACGAUCAAAUCAUUAUUGUAGAUAAAUCACCACAUUUGUGUCGUGAAAUAGAAACUCCAGUAACUAGACGGGUGUCGUUACAAAAUGGUCCCACCUCACCACAAGAUAACUAUAACACGUGUCGCAAAAACCGCGGCGGCUCUUUAGAGAAAGAGUAUAUGGUGUACAGAGAAAAGCGCAAUCCGUUACUGGAUAAAGUGAAAAAUACUAAAUUAUCAUGUUUCAAAUCUAACGGUCCUCUGCGACAUUGUGAUGACGCCGCUUCGACUUCUGGAAGCGAUUGCAGUGGCUUCGGACAUGUAGAAGAUAUCAAUCGAUGUCGGUACCCCGGAAACUAUUCUGAAACGCACAAUGAAUUUGAGAAUCAUAACCCAUGGGUAAAAAUGGCAAAUUAUGAUGAUGAUGUAUUUUAUGCAAAAAGUACUACUACUAGUCCGGAAGAGUGUAGGUGGAGGGAAGGAAAGUCACUAAGUAAUAGAGGUACAAGAUGUUAUAGCUCUGGUUCAGAGUGUGACCGUUAUCAUGCCAUACCUAAAGCUGGAGCAAAGCUGUCAAAAUCCAGUGACCAAAUAUUCAACGACGAUUAUGAACCUUACGAUGAAGAUUUACCGAUUACAAUUAAAUCUGACAAGAAGACUGAUAAACAUAAGAUUAAAAAUGACAAAGAUACUAUUGGACCUAGUUCUUGUUUAUCCGCUAAAUUGAGAGCCAUGUCUGAUAGGUACCUUAAAUCAUCAACGAACAGAUUUUUUUCAAAACUUUACAAACAAAAUGGAGAGGAAGAAGAAGCUGUAAAUAAUGCUACUGAAAAUGCAACUAAACCCGCUGUUAGUAAAAGCCGUAAGAAAAGAGGGGGCGUAAAAGCAAAGCUAAGAAGCUUCUCAUAUGGAGCUUUGCCUGGAUUGGAUGAAUUUCAAAAAGGUCAAAGUGCGAUAUUCCACGAUGACAUUUAUCACGUUUCAUGUGACGAUGAGAACAUUCUCAUACAGGACUGUGAAGAUGCUGAUUCUGGUAUUCUUGUAAAUGAAUCGGCGGCAUCAUCUGUAUUCGAUAGUGAUAGAAUAUCGUCGCGUUGUGAAAGUUCUGCUUCUCAUUCCAAUUCUCAAGGAACUUGCCAUGGCAGAAGUGUUUCUGGCGACCAAACGUAUACAAAAGCCAGAGUUUCAGGAAGAAGAAGUAGAGAUAGAACUGAAUGUGCCAAAUCUAAAGCCCGUCACAACCAAAGAGCAUUGUCAUUAGACCGAAAGGAAAUACUUCGACGCAUGCCUAAAAAUGGUUUAGAUUACGACGAACCACAAUAUUUACAGUUGACUGAAAAACAAAAAAUGAGACAAAGAGAUGUAAGUCGCGGAGAUACAGGUAUUCCACCAAUUCCACCUUGUCGUAAACCAUCAAAAGGAAAUACUCACAACAAGGCACAUUCAGAAUUUAAAGUUGUCAGGAUUUUAAGACGAAAUCCUAGUGAUGAACUGGGAAUAUUUAUUGCUAAAACUAAAUUGUCUGAUGAAGGUCACGUAGGAUAUUUAGUUGCUCACGUGGUGCCAGGAGGUCUAGCGGCAAAAGAAGGAUCAUUACAAAUAGGCGAUGAGUUGCUGAACGUGAAUGGCCGCAGACUUCGUGAUCUGACUAUGCCGGAAGCUAAAGAAGCCUUGAGAUCAGGUGCAUCGGAAAUAGACAUCGUAAUCUGUAGACAACGGGAAAAAACAUCACCGGAGAAAAGACAAAAAGAGCCGCCGCAAAAAAGUCACGUACUCAUGCGGGAGAGUUCAGUAGACUACGAGAACGCUAUCAUAUUAGGAAAGGAAAGGGCUAUCGAUAAAUAUGACGUCAGAAUAGAGCGACGACAGCCACAGGACGAAUCAACGUGUAAUCGCGACGCGCUAUCAGCUGCGGACGAAGCGGCCGGCGGCGCGCCCGGCCCACCCGGCGCAGCCGGCGGACACUCGCAUUUCCUGAAGGGACAGAACGCGAGCUACAGCAGCAUGAACAACAAGCUCCUACGCCGACAGGUCGUCAGCUACGGCGGCUCCAAUAAAGAAGCGCUCACACUCAGCUGCGCCAGCGAGGUAGUCGACGUUGACACCCCGGACUGUGCAACUGAAAGUGCCGGUGACAAGAUAGAUAGUGAAAGUGAAGUUCAAACACCAAGCACGGCUAAUUUCUGCACGCUCCCUAGGCGACCGCGUGCGCCUACGCACACCUAUCACACCAUAACAUUUGAGAAAGGUCACGGCAAGAGACCGCUCGGGUUCACUAUAGUUGGGGGACGUGAUUCGCCACGGGGACCGCUCGGUAUCUUCAUCAAGAGCAUCCUUCCUCAGGGACAGGCAAUUGAAGAUGGCAGAUUGAAAGCAGGAGAUGAAGUCCUAGCAGUGAACGGUCAAGCCUGUCAUGAGUUGGCACACGUGGAGGCGUUGGCGCUUUUCAAAGCAGUGCGCAGUGGUACCAUAGAACUUAGAGUCUGUAGAAGAAUCAAAAGUGCACAAUCAACCAAAGCAAAAUCCUGUACAGACUUACUUAACGAUGACGACUGAGAAAUCUUGAAUAUCAAGUUGGAAAAUGUUAACUUAAGUUGUGCUUAAUCCCCAGUCAUUGUGUGGGUGUUCUUGCUUUAUUCCUUGCUUGUAUACUUAAGGACGUUGACACGUAGAAAACAAUUUAGUAAGCACAAAAGCUUAUUAAAAUGUAGCGGUUCUUAACAACUUAACUGAUAAGUUAUUUACGACAAGGUCACUUUAUGGAGUAGAAAUGAAUUAAUCAUUAGUAAUGUUGAAAUUAUUUAUUAAAAUAUAAUUUAUUCGUCAACCCGAAGGCAUUAAGUUGUCCUAAGUAAAUUUUAAUUGGAAUCUGUCAUUGCUUCAAGGUAAGUGACUUAUAUACCCAAAGUUAAAUUAAGACCAUGACUUAAAUUAAAACAUGUUCUUUCAAUUUUUAAAUGAUUUAUCAGCUCAAAUUAUUAUUAUAUUUAAAUUGUGACAAUUUUUAAUAAUAAAAAAUUUUUAAACCAGUUUUGAGUCUAUGAAUAUUUUAUUGUAAUCAGAAUAUUGAUGAAAUCUUAUGUCUUUAUGCGUGUAUCUAAUUCUGUGUUCUCUUUUAAUUUUUAAAUGAAAUAUAAUAAUGUGCCAUUAAACAAAUCUGUCAAUAUUAAAUUUCUCAACGCACUGAAACACUUUUUCUGUUCUGUACCUGAUUUAUUUUUUCCUUUUAUAACGCAGCUCAUAAAAUAGGUUAGAAAUUCUCCCAAAGAUAAGAAUUAGGUAGAUGUCUGUAGUGAAGUAAUGAAACUUCUUCAACAUAUUACAAAUUAAAAUGUAAUUGGGUAGUGUCAAAUUAAUAAAUUAAAAUAGCAGCACAAUGUUGUCAAUUUUAUAAUUUACUGGCUGGAAAUGAAUUUAUGAAUAAUUUUUUGUAUAGAUAUACGCUUGUUAAGUAGGUUGUGUAAGAUAUAUUUUGAAAAUACACGUGGAGUUUUGUGCGUAGAAAGCUUAUUGUUAUAUUUGUAAUAAAAUUACAGGACAAAAUUAUUUUAAACGUUUGUAGAUGUGCAAUAAAUAAAAAAA
Molecule: messenger RNA, 4034 nt
Organism: Papilio polytes (common Mormon)
Lineage: Eukaryota; Metazoa; Arthropoda; Insecta; Lepidoptera; Papilionidae
Product: partitioning defective 3 homolog
Exons: 6
Coding region: 309-3008 (899 amino acids)
Molecular function (GO): protein binding
Source: RefSeq, a predicted model, not a curated record